AUGUCUGCACCACAACCUCAUUCACCCCCGCAGGUACAAGGUUCAUCGUCACCUGAAGAGAGCAAGACCGGCGUCCACGAAGCGGGCUCUACCAACCCGUCCAAGGCCAGAGCUGCGCUCGCCGAGUUCUCCGCAACGAUGAAGCGCCCAGCAGAUCUCAAGUGCUUCCGCCAAAUAGGCUGUGACGGCAUCUGCAGGACCCUUCGUUGGAUGCCAGGACCGGAUGACGAGCCAACUGGUAUAGAGGUCUAUGAUGCACAGCCCAUGUCACCGUUCCUAUUAAAGGCGUACCUUGAUCGACACGACUGGAGUCAGGCGACCGAAGACCGCUUCCGUGGCGUGGAUGGCAGGAAUACGCCAAAGGAGUAA
Alternaria metachromatica is the source of this 369-nucleotide messenger RNA. RefSeq lists its product as uncharacterized. NCBI's taxonomy places the organism in Eukaryota, Fungi, Ascomycota, Dothideomycetes, Pleosporales, Pleosporaceae. The transcript is spliced from 2 exons. The record is from RefSeq and is a predicted model, not a curated record. The coding region runs from base 1 to 369 and encodes 122 amino acids.